Messenger RNA from Dalotia coriaria, 1302 nucleotides. RefSeq names its product acetyl-CoA carboxylase-like. Gene Ontology annotation, molecular function: acetyl-CoA carboxylase activity. The record is from RefSeq and is a predicted model, not a curated record. Gene Ontology annotation, cellular component: mitochondrion. NCBI's taxonomy places the organism in Eukaryota, Metazoa, Arthropoda, Insecta, Coleoptera, Staphylinidae. The transcript has 2 exons. Gene Ontology annotation, biological process: fatty acid biosynthetic process. The annotation marks the transcript as partial.
AAACAAGGACAUCUCCAUGGUCUGCCCAUAUCCACACCGUACCUGGCAAAGGAUUACCUCCAGCAGAAGCGCUUCCAGGCGCAGCAAGCAGGUACGACUUACGUGUAUGAUUACCCUGACAUGUUUCGACAAAUGGCGGAUUUGUUAUGGAAACAAUUCAGUCAAGAGCGCAUGACUGAGGUUAUAGUCAUCCCUGAAAAAGUCAUGGAUUGCAUUGAGUUAGUUCUUGAUCCAGAGACGGAAACACGAUUAGUGGAACAAAAACGCGUGCCGGGUGAAAACAACGUUGGUAUGGUCGCGUGGAGAAUCACCCUGUAUACACCUGAAUAUCCCCAUGGGAGGGAUAUCAUAGUCAUCGCCAAUGAUAUCACUUAUCUCAUCGGAUCAUUUGGUCCCAGAGAAGAUAAAGUCUUUGCCUUGGCGAGUGAAGUCGCCAGACAACUCAGAAUACCAAGGAUUUAUGUUUCUGCCAAUAGUGGCGCGCGUAUUGGUCUGGCGGAAGAAGUAAAAGCCCUGUAUAAAAUCGCAUGGGAGGACCCCAAUGAACCCGACCAUGGAUUCAGGUACCUAUACCUAACACCUGAAGAUUACGCUAAGGUAUCAUCGUUGAACAGUGUCCGGGCUGUAUUGAUCGAAGACGAAGGUGAGUCCCGCUAUAAACUGACAGAUAUCAUCGGUAAGGAUGACGGGUUAGGUGUGGAGAAUCUACAAUAUGCUGGUAUGAUUGCCGGUGAGACAUCCCGUGCGUAUGACGAAGUGGUUACCAUUUCGAUGGUAUCCUGCCGGGCGAUUGGCAUCGGCGCGUAUCUGGUACGUCUCGGACAACGCGUGAUACAAAUCGAUAAUUCCCACAUUAUCCUCACCGGGUAUUCCGCGUUGAAUAAACUCUUGGGUAGGGAGGUAUACGCUUCCAAUAACCAACUCGGCGGGAUACAGAUCAUGUACAAUAAUGGCGUGUCACAUAAAACAGAGACACGGGAUCUUGAUGGUGUGUAUACAAUUCUAAAAUGGUUGUCAUACAUACCAAAGGAUAAAAUGUCCAUGGUACCUAUGAUUAAACCCACGGAUCCGAUUAGUAGGGAAGUGGGUUAUAUGCCCACCAAAGCACCGUAUGAUCCAAGAUGGAUGCUUGCUGGUAGGUUCAAUCCGAAUAACAUGACGGAAUGGGAGACGGGGAUUUUUGAUAAAGAUUCAUGGUCGGAGAUUAUGCAACCAUGGGCACAGACUGUGGUCACAGGUAGAGCUAGAUUAGGAGGUAUACCGCUAGGUGUGAUUGCUGUGGAGACCCGCACGGUUGAACUG